AUGAUUGAAGUAAAGUCUUAUAAAUUUAGGACGAAGCCCCCUGACUUGAUAUCCAAGUUUAAAGUGAUCAAAGAAGACUGGUCCGACUUCGUAAAAUACAUGAGCGACUUAAGGAACAUGUGUAAAUACCCACUGCAAAUGAAUGAUCAUUGUAAGGAUAUACAUGGUGAAGAUCACAUUAUUACUGUGAAUAAAAAGGCCAUUUAUGAAAAUAUACAUGAUGUAAUGAAAAUUAAAGAGUGGAAUAAUGACAUAGAAUUUGAUGACCAUCCUAUCUGUAGAGAUUCCUCUUCUGAUUCAUGUAGCCAUUCCGAGGAGUCUGGUAGCGUUUGCAAUUUUAACAAGUAUAAAAUAAUUCACAACAACAUAUAUUCCAAUAACGCCAAUUUGAAGAGGCAAAAAAUUCGUGCAAAUUACGGAAGUGUAUGUAUACCAAGCGAAAAGCGCGAAGUUAAGGUGGAGAAAAAAGAGUAUAGCCAUGAAAUAUGCUAUAAAAGAAAAACAAGAAGAAAGAAUAUUCUUAACAGCUCCUGUGGCAAUGAAAAAUUAAAUAACGGGAACAAUGAAUUAGGACAGAAUGAUGCAGUUGCUCCAAAUGAGCAGCGUGAUCUCUAUCAGAAGAACAUCUUUGGUAAGUCUUUAAGGAAAUUAAGCAAGAACAAUUUUCACGGAAAAAGUAAAAGUUCGGCAUAUGUAUCGUACCCGAAUGAAUACGAUUAUACAUACGGUUCGAAGGAAUAUGAUAUCUCUUAUGACCAAAAUGAAUUGAAUGUAGAGUCCAAAGAUUUUCUCGAUAAUAGUGAAAGUCGGGAAUAUAAGUCUCGAAAGUUUGCGUAUAAAGAAAAAGUUAAAAAUGGGAAGAGGAACACAAGGAGAAUAGGACAAUAUUUUUAUAAUAAUGAAUUUUCCAGAAGUAACAGCCUUAGCAAUUUAUCUGUUCAAGAUAAUAUUAGUGUAAAUGAUGUGUCAAGAGAGAAUAACAUUCUUGUUAAGAGAAAUAAUAAAUACGAGGUGUACUCGAACGCAAUAAAAAAUGCACGUAAGAAUAACUCCCACAUUGACGGAUCGUAUGCAUAUAAUUUUGCGUAUAUGGAUAAAAACGAUAGAUCAGGUGACUCUACUCCAGUGGAAGGAGCACACGGAACUAUCAUGAAUUUAGACGAGGAAAUAAAAAACUACAAAUUUCGCCAUCUUGAGUGA
Messenger RNA from Plasmodium knowlesi strain H, 1200 nucleotides. RefSeq names its product conserved Plasmodium protein, unknown function. The coding region runs from base 1 to 1200 and encodes 399 amino acids. Lineage: Eukaryota; Apicomplexa; Aconoidasida; Haemosporida; Plasmodiidae. The transcript is spliced from 2 exons. The record is from RefSeq and is a predicted model, not a curated record.